CUCUCUCUCUCUCUCUCUCUCUGUGCUGCUUUGAUUCAAAGAAAACCCUUUUGAUUUACCAUCAGCUUUAGAUCUUGUUUCUUUGAUCUGGGUUUUUGUCCGACUCUUCAUUUUAUCCACUUUUGAUUCGAUUCUCUUAUCUUCAGGUGAGUUAUGUUAAUUUUGCAAGUUUACUGUUUAUGUUCUUCUUUAUCUUUAUCUUUUAGCUCGGAUUUCAAAACCCCUUUUGGUUUAUUGUGUGAAAUUUCUUGUUUUGAUCUGAUUUUUAUUUUUCACUUUAUCCACUUUUUGAUUCGAUUCUCUUGAGUUGAGUUUCUGCAAGUUCAGUGUGCUUAUGUUCUUUCUUAUCUCUAUCUCCUAUUUAGUUUCCRAAAAAYCCUUUUGAYUUAUUGAUUUCAAUUACUUUGUUUUGAUCUGGAUUACUCCUACUUCUUUUUGUUCAAUUCUCUUCAGGUGGGCCAUGUUUUAGUGAUUCUCUUCAUCCUUAUUUGAUUGAUAGCUGCUCUGUUUGCCCCUUUUGGAUUUUGAAACAUUUUGGUUGCUUUGAUGCUAAUAUUCCUGUUUCAUUUGGCUUUUUGGAGCUUAUAAGCCAGUGAUUAUGAUUUGACUGUAGUAUUUGUAAUCUAAAUCAAAUGGGUUCUUUUAGAUCUGUUCAUCAAGGUCUUUCCAUCUGUUCAAUCAAGCUCUUUCCAGUUGGUUUUUAUGUUCUGAUAUCCAAAAUUAGUUGAAGCCCAAUUUUUUUCAAUGGUUUGAUUUUUAGGUAUAGUUGAGUCUUGACUUCAAAUUUGACAAGGACUUUCUUUUUGUUUCAAAAUUGAAAAGAUCAUUUUACAAUAUGAAGGGUGUUCAUAAUGAAAUUAAAAGACUACAAAUAUGAAUGCAGAAUUUCCAAUUUGCAUAUUACUUGGUUUGAUUCUCUAAAAUCAAUUACAAAUUUGGUUUUCUGAUGAACCAUCUUCCAAUAUUCAUCCCCUCUGCUAACCAUUGUUUUCCCAAAUCAUUAAACAAAAGUUUGUAUGAAUCCAUAAUCUUUUGAGUUAUUUCAUGUUAAGAAUUGUAUCUUCAAUUUGCUUGUUCAGAUAUUAUGGAGUGGUAUUUCGGUAACGAGGUUGAAGAUCUUGUUGUUCCAAAGGAUUAUGAACAACCAGAGAUGAUAUCAUCACCAGAAAGCUGGUCACAAUGGGGAAUCAAUGCUUUUGGGGGUUCCGAUUUUCCAAAAAAGAACUACAAUUCGAAUGCAAAUGCAAACAUGACCCGCGAAGAACUCACCUUCAAUGGAGGCAAAAACUUCUACACUUCAAUUGACAUGGAUGAUUCCAACAAUGGAAGACAGAAAUCCAACAAUUCAAGCAUGAACCAAGGACUAUACAACAAUGGUGGUUCCCUUCUGUGGAAUGAUCAAGCAGAUUUUCAACAAUUUACAGAGGAAGAAGCCAGAAUCAAUCACAUGGAUGACCUUUUCUUCAGUUCGUUACUUGAAGAAGAUCCAACUAAAGAUUCAACGGAGUCCCAUGACAACACAAUGCUUGACAACAAUGUUAACAUCUUCAAGGGAGAGAUGGUAAGCUCACAGAAUGUUGGAAGCCAUGGACAAAACACCGGAAGCUCAAAAUAUCUCAAAACACAUGCGUUCUCCCCAUCAAACGAUUGGAGUAAUGAAGUUUCAACUCCUUAUGAAAUGCCAGAGCAAUAUACAAAUGACGAGAACUCAAUGGAAGAAUCUGUGCUGAAAGAUCUUGAAAGGGUGACUGCACUGUUCACAGACAAAACUCGAAUUUGCUUUAGAGAUGCUUUCUACCGCCUUGCAGAAAGCUCCAAACAAUCAGUAAACUCAUGCCAAGAUGGAGAACCUAUGAUGACUUCUAAUGAUGAUACAUUGAGGUCUGGAGAAACCGAAGUUUCAGAAUCAAAAACAAACGUAAUUGACAGAGCAGUUGCCAGUCUCAUGUUCAAUAAGUUCGAUUAUGAGGACAACGACCAUCAAACGGACUAUGAAGACGAUGCAGAAGUCCCCAUUGGUGGCAUGCAUGAAUUGGCACAAUCAACUGCUCACUAGUUACUAACCUCUAGAGAUGCACCCGUUGAAAACAACCAACGAAAAGGUUGUUCCUCCUUGUGAUUUGGAGGUCACUUGUUUUUGCAUCGAGCCCAUAUGUAAAAGCGUUUGGUCCAACCCCACUUUUCGGUGCAUCAUGGUCCAUCCCAAGUGGUGCAUGGUGUUAUGUGUAUAUGUUGAAGUUAGCUUACCUAACUAUAUGGAGGAUGUAGCCCAGAAUAUCUGGGCUGCAUCCUCCAAUUUUGAAUGGCUUUUUUCUGGACCAUUUUUGUUGUGUAGACAAGUUUUUAUGCAAUAUGUCUAGUUCUUUCGGAAAUCAUGACUGAUGUCUUGCUUUAGUUGCAACAGUGACUUUGUUAUGAAAGAUUAGAUCAACGAAAUGGGCAUGUAUGAUAUGGUUUGGAUGUUUUGGCAUGAGUGGUAUACAAGGUUUUAGAAGA
This is a messenger RNA of Cynara cardunculus var. scolymus (artichoke), 2496 nucleotides long. Its product is annotated as protein LNK3-like. NCBI's taxonomy places the organism in Eukaryota, Viridiplantae, Streptophyta, Magnoliopsida, Asterales, Asteraceae. Gene Ontology annotation, biological process: circadian rhythm; regulation of DNA-templated transcription. Bases 1085 to 2056 code for a protein of 323 amino acids. The record is from RefSeq and is a predicted model, not a curated record. The transcript is spliced from 6 exons.